Eremomyces bilateralis CBS 781.70 is the source of this 1737-nucleotide messenger RNA. RefSeq lists its product as uncharacterized. The transcript has 2 exons. The coding region runs from base 1 to 1737 and encodes 578 amino acids. The record is from RefSeq and is a predicted model, not a curated record. NCBI's taxonomy places the organism in Eukaryota, Fungi, Ascomycota, Dothideomycetes, Eremomycetales, Eremomycetaceae.
AUGGCAUCGACGGCGUCAUCGUCUGGAGCCUCCAGCUCGGGGAGCGGCUUCAGCAAAGGCGAUAAACUCGAUCCCAUCACGCGCAAUGCCCUUCGAUACACCAUAUCUCCCAAGGAGUAUGGGCUACUCCAUCAGUACCUCUUGUCACGCGCACCGCCAACCGUGCGAAAGCGAGUCCCUCGACCACCGAACUAUGAAGCCAUUGUGAAGAGCAUGGAUGACUACAACGCUGCUGCCGUCCGCGCGGCGCUGAGGGUCUUCGGCGUGACCAUCGGAGGAUUGAAAUUAUUCCAGUUCAUCAUGGGUCGGGUCAUGAGCCGUAGAGGCAUCACCGUACCGUACGCUACCCUUCCUUUCUGGAAGAACACUGGCGUCCGCCUUUCCUCUGCUCUCGCCCUUCUCCUCCUCUUCCAUCGUCUCCUCCAUCGCUUUUUCCUGCGCUUGCGCGCUUCGCUCCUCCUGCCAUCCUCCGAUGCUUUCCGUUCCCGGAACCCCGGCGUUAGCUCCCUCUUGACGUCCAGACUUGCCGCGCCAAUUGGCGCAUCACUCGCCGGUGGAUUCCUCGCCCUUUACCCUGCCGCCCAGCUCAGGAUCACCGCAGCUAUCUAUGUCUUCUCUCGCUCGCUAGAGUACAUCUACAAUGCUCUAGACGAAGAGGGAUACCUCGCCAACAAGCCGUGGUGGUUUGGCUCCUGGCUGCUGAUGCCCCUCUCGUUCGGCCAGCUUCUUCAUUCCUUUGUUUUCGAACGAGACUGCAUGCCACCCGCUUUCGCGAACUUCGCCCGGAAUUAUGGUGGCCCCUACAUCCAAGCCCGGCCUUCUGCUUCCGACUACCCGGCCUCAGCGCCAUGGCCUGAGACGGAUGAGAUCGUCGACGGACUCGCCGAGAUCUCGAACCUGAAAUGGCCCGCCUUUAUCUCACCUACUCUCUUCCCGAACAACCCUAACCCCCUCCCUUCAACGCUCUCCAAGAUCUCUCCCAUCACCUCGCCAGCCCAUCCUGCUUUGCAGCAUCUUAGCUGCGCACUCGUCCAUCCGUCCGACCCAUCUUGCUUACGAACCUACAUUCACUACUUCCUCUCCGUUUUCCCGCGCGUAACAAGGUUCUUUGCCAUCAUAUACGGCGCCCUCUCACUAUUCCGUCUUAAGGCCAUCCUUGCGAACCCCGGCACGGCGCUUAACGGGCUGGCCAAGUCCAUCCUGCGCAUCUCCCUGAUGAUCACGGGCGCGUUGGGCACAUCGUGGGGUAGCAUCUGUCUCUUCAACAAUAUCCUCCCUGGCAAGGCCAUUCCCGAGCUCCGAUGGUUCCUGGGCGGCGCGCUUGGCGGUCUCUGGGGCUUCGUGGAGCAUGGCAACCCGAAUGCCCGGGGCAAUUUCAUGUACACCACCCGCAGCAGCUUGGACAGCUUGUGGAAAGUCGGUGUCAAGCGGCGCUGGUGGAAGGGCGUGGCGAACGGAGACGUCAUUCUCUUCAUUGCGAGCUUGGCGGCUAUCAACGCCGUGCAUGAAAUCCGACCGUCGGCGGUCAGGGGUCCGGCUAUCCGCAAGGCGAUCAGUUCGUUGAGCGGGGAAGGGUGGACUGACCGAUGCGCGACGAAGGCCGAUACGAAGGGCAAGGGGCCGGAGACCGCGAGCCAGGAUGGGAAAGAUGACAAGAGCAUGUCCGAUGUUCGGAGAAGUGUGACGGGGGGCAGCGAGACCUUGGGCGAAAGCACCGUGGUGGUGGAUAGGGAGUAA